UUCCUAUGCUCUUCUAAGCUCCAACCUUUCCUCAUUUUAGCUCUUCUCACCGAGAAGAUUGCUUAUGGGAUCUCUCAAAUUCAGCAUCUGAAUUUACAUCGCGGAAUCGAAGCUCUCAUUGUAAAGAGAAAUGGCCGAAACCAAAGAGAAGAGCCUGAGCGACGAAAAACCGAAGCCAAGAGUACGCCCAAUUGUUCGCCUCGGGAUCUUCCUCAUCUCUCACAGCUUCCACGUUAGUGUCGUUUGCUGCACUGCUGGGGUUUUGGCUCUGUUUCUAUUGCCUGUUCUUGCUAAAAAUACUUACAUCUCCGAAAAUGCCCUCAUGCCAGGUUCUGCGAGUCCCAUGCUUUCUAAUCAGCAUGUUUCGGAUGGAAAUAGAUUGGUGAAGGAUCUAACUAAUCCAAACUCGAAAUCUUCAGAAACAGGAAUAGAAAGUCACAAAAUCAUAGCACAGUACAUGUUAGACUUGGGUGCUGAAGUUAGUUUCCACAAAUUCCACCCUCAGAUGAAUCAGUUUCAUCCUUUACACUUUUUCUCUAGCCCUGAUUCCGGUAAGAUACAAGAGAAUUACAGUUGUUCAUCAUACGGUAUCAAUACGGUUGGGAUUAUAAGAGCUCCUCGUGGUGAUGGGAAGGAGGCUAUUGUCUUGGUAACACCUUACAAUGCUCUAAAGAGUGGAUUUGGUGAGGCUUUAUCUUUAGGCAUUGCAUACUCAGUAUUUUCGUUGCUCACUCAAGUUACCUGGCUAGCCAAGGAUAUUAUAUGGCUUGUUGCUGAUUCGCAAUAUGGAGAGUAUGCAGCGGUUGCUGCUUGGUUAAGAGAAUAUCAGACUCCUAAAUUUAGCAGUCUGAGUGCUCCAAAUGCUGAGAUGUGUCCAGAUGUUAAUAAUCUUUUUGAGUUGAAAGGUCAUUCUAUUUCUGGAAGUAAAUUCUCCAAUAGUUUUAGACGUGCUGGGACUAUGGCUGCUGCUCUGGUCUUGAAGGUUAGAGAUCAAAAUGAACAAUUUGAAGACACUAUUAGCAUUUAUGCCGAGGCAUCUAAUGGACAAAUGCCAAACUUGGACCUCAUCAAUGUUGUGAAUUAUUUGGCAGUGCAUAGGCAAGGUUUACGUGUAAAUGUGGAGAAAUUGUGGUCCCUUCUUAACUCCAGUUGGCUUAAAAGUUUGGGGGAAAUCUUUGAAUCUCUAGCAAAAGUAGCUAAAAGCUUAUACCCCAAGUGGAAAUUUGGUAUCCCUGCAACAGAGUAUGUUGAAGGCACUGCUACACUUGCAAGCUCAUUGUAUUAUCAGGCUCUAGGUGUGCCUACAGGCCCACAUGGUGCUUUCCGUGACUACCAAGUUGACGCAAUCACGUUGGAGAUUUCACCUAAAUUUUCAUUGGACAAAGUCUGGCGCAAUGACAUUCUUCUAAGAGGCGGCCGGUUGAUUGAAGGAGUUAUACGAUCAGUAAAUAACCUCCUUGAGAAGUUUCACCAAUCAUUUUUCUUGUACCUCUUAACAUCUCCUAGUAAGUUUGUGUCAGUAGGGGUUUACAUGAUUGCGUUUGCACUUCUCAUAGCACCACUUCCAAUGGUUGCGGCUUCUCUCUAUGUGGAUGCAAAUAGUUCAAGCAAGCGUUCAAAAGGUGAUAGCUCAACUCCAUCUGCAAUCACUGAUACUGAUGAACACAGUAUUGCUAUCAGAUCCUGGAGGUGGCUUAAUUCGGCUAAACUAGUUUUUAUUGUUCACCUAUGGGGUGCUAUUGUUUCAUUGCUUCCGUAUUUCAUCUCCCAAAUACCUGAUUGCAGCCCAACAACCAGCUUCAUGAUCUGGGUUUUGCUUUCAAUCCUCAGCCUUCUAACCUUGAACUCAGUUCUGGCUUCUCCUUUAGCUUGUGCUAAAGCAACUCAAGAAAAAGAAUGGGCUCUUGUGAAAUCGGUGACUAUCUCAUCGGUGUUCAUUGGAUUGGGGCUCAUGUCAGUCAUUAAUUUUGCUACCGCAGAAAUUGGAGCUUUAUUGAUGGUCCCAAUGUGUUUACUGGCUCAACCUUUAAAGCUUGAUGUUAGAGCUGGUACUCUGAGAAGUUUUUGCAGGAUGAUCUGCAAUCUGGUUUUAGGGCAUAUUGCUUUUCCACCGGCUGCUUUUUUUCUGUUGAAAGGGAUGCUUGAUGGUUUUGGCAAUGCCAACGUGGGUGACUUCUGGAUGUGGGUUGAGUCUCUUUGGGCAUGGAACAGUGCUACAUAUCUCUUUAUUGUUGAAGUGACAUAUAUAUUUAGUCAUGGAUGAGCUAAAGAAGAUGCAAGAUAUCAAAGGACCGUAUUCUACAACCACUCCAUAAAAAGGUAAGCAACCAAUGAGACAAAGCAAACUUGAUUCUCUCUUAAAGAUUGCAAAUUGAUGUGUCUAUUGAUUCUUUGCUGCCUGCUUUAAUUAUAUAUGUGAUCACCGGGGAUUCUCUUC
Gossypium raimondii (Peruvian cotton) is the source of this 2437-nucleotide messenger RNA. RefSeq lists its product as uncharacterized. Lineage: Eukaryota; Viridiplantae; Streptophyta; Magnoliopsida; Malvales; Malvaceae. Bases 131 to 2263 code for a protein of 710 amino acids. Gene Ontology annotation, biological process: attachment of GPI anchor to protein. The transcript is spliced from 7 exons. Gene Ontology annotation, cellular component: membrane; GPI-anchor transamidase complex. The record is from RefSeq and is a predicted model, not a curated record.